Molecule: messenger RNA, 5423 nt
Organism: Salvelinus namaycush (lake trout)
Lineage: Eukaryota; Metazoa; Chordata; Actinopteri; Salmoniformes; Salmonidae
Product: plectin
Exons: 31
Coding region: 1-4482 (1493 amino acids)
Biological process (GO): spermatogenesis
Source: RefSeq, a predicted model, not a curated record
AUGGAGCUGCAGGACAGGAGUGCUGAGGUGCAGAGGCUCCAGAAGUCAUUGGCUGAGCUACAUGGGCGAGAGAUGGAGUGGGAGAGAGAGACAUCUGCCCUGCAGGGCCAGCUGGGCCGUGCCAGAGAGGAGCUCCACAGCGCCAUCCUCAGGAGGCAGGCACAGCAGCAGAAGGAAGAGCUGUUUGGUGAGCUGCAGAGGGAGGUGGACAGACUGAAGAAUGAGAGACAGGAGAUGCGAAAAAAGCUUUGUGGUAGAGAAGAGGAGCUGAAGAGGCUGAGAGACGAGCAGCAUCAGCUCAAGGACAAGGUGAGGGAGAGCGAUGUGCAGGCUGUGUGGCUGCAGAGCCAGGCAGACGUGGUGGGUCGGGAGCUGUGGGAGGAGAGUGCCCAGCGGGACAGGGAGCUGUGGGAGUGGAGGGACCGCUACCAUGCUGUCUCAGAGGGACUGCGGCUGAGGGAGGCUGGGCUUGAGGAGGUGCAGAGGGCCAGGGACACGGCCCUCAAAAGCCUGAGACUACAGGAGGAGAAGACCCACAGUCUGGGGGCCCAGAGGCAGGAGCUGCAGCACAGCCUGGAGGGCCUACAGGACAGGCUUGCCCAGAAGGAGGAGAUGGUCGUGGCUCUCAGAGUGAAGCUGCAGGACCAUGAAGAAGACGCCCGUGUUCUCCGCCAACAGCUGCUCUCCUCCCAAGAUGCACUGCAGCAAGUUACUGCCGAGCUGAGGUCAUGUAAACGAGAGAGGGAGAAGCAGGAUAGCCAGUGUGUGGAGACAGAGGAGAGACUGGCUGAGAUCAGAGCUGAUCUGGUCCAACUACAGCAGCAGUAUACCACCUGCUAUGCCCAGCUGGUCCAGGAGGAGGCUGGGGUGGGCAGGCUGAGGGAGGAGCUGCGUGAGGUGGGGGAACAGAGGGACAGACUGGCCUUUCAGGUGACAGAGAACCAGGACCUGAGCCAUGACCUGGACCUGCUCAAUGAGAAACACAAGGCUGCACAGCACGAGGUGACCAACAGGGAUGAGACAGUGCUGAGACUGACCACAGAACUGAGGACUGCCCAGGAACAUCUGAAAUCAGCUCAGGAUGAGCUGUCAGUGCAGGCUCAGCAGGAGCAGGCCCUUGGAGAGGAGGUGCAGAGGCUGCAGAAGGAGGUGAGCUGUCUCCAGGGCAGCCUGAGUCAGAGAGAGGAGGACAUGGAGUCACAACUACAGACAACUGGCCAGCUACAGCAGGAGAGGAACAGCCUGCUCACACAGCGGGACAACCAGCAGGGGGCAGUGUGUGUUCUGCGUGGGGAGCUGCAGCGGUGGCAGGCGGAGGCCCGGGCUCAGCAGGAGAGCAGGGAGGAGGAGGUGUUGGGGCUGAGGGCUGAGCUACAGGAGACCCAGGGCAGGCUGCAGCAGUGUAGAGCAACCAUGAAGCACCUCCGCUCUGACCUGGAGCAGGCCCAGAGACAUACCAGGCAGGCAGAGGAGGAGGCAACUGAUAGGGAGAACCGUCUGCGGGGCCAGGAGGCAGAGUUGUCCAGGCUGAGGGCUGUGCUGCAGGAGGCUGAGAGCAGAGCAGCGGACACAGAGACCAGGCUGCAGGCCCUGACCCAGUCCUUGGAGCUGUACAGGGUCAAGUACCAGGCCUGCCUCACCAAGAUCUCCCAGCAGGACAGCACUCUACAGGCCCAGGACGAGGACCUGAAGGAAGCCAGGGCUCAGGUGGUGGAGCGGGACGAGCAUGUGCUGCGUCUGUGUGCCCAGGCGUUGGUGUUGCAGGGGGAGCUGAAGGCCCACAGUGCCCAGCUGGAGAGCGGGGAUGACGCCCUGAGUGCCCUGAGCCAGCACCUCCGAGACACCCAGAGAGACCUGGAGUCCAGCCGCAAACACAGCCAGGAGUGUGAGAUGGUCAUCAGCACUAUGAGAGACAGCACUGCCGCACUGAGACAACAGGUGGAGGAACAGGAGGAGAGUGUGGUGAAGAGCCAAGCUGAUUUCUCUGUCUACAGAGCCAGUCACAUCCACUCUGACUCAGACUACGACUCGCAGCUCUGCCGUAUCCAGGAACUACAACAGUGGGGCGAUCCAUCAGGCUGUCAAGCAGGCCCAGUGUCAGCUGGAGUGGCUGGCGUGUCAGAGGAGCGCCCGCGCUGCGCUGACGUGAUUUACUGCCCUACUCCCAACGCACGCAGCCACCGCUCCCCGCUCCACUCCGACUCAGCCCAGAUUGAUUACCCAGCCCGGCUGGCCCACGAUGCCCGCCAUCUUCUGGCAUUCUCCCAGACCGUGGAGCAGUGUGCCCAGGGUAGCCAGGACCUCAGUGUGUGCCAGUCGGAGGUUCGUCAGCUGAGAGAGGAGGUGUCCAGACUCACCCAGCUCAAGGACAGCACUGUGGCAGAGGUGCUGUGGCUGCAAGAGGCUGGGAGGCAGCUCCAGGCAGAGACCAUGAUGGAGGGCCAGCGCAGGCUGGAGGAGGUGGGAGCUCAAGAGCAGAGGGCUGCCAGGCUGGAGCAGGACCUGCAGGCCGCCCACACCCAGUGUGUCAAGAGACAGCAGGCGGUGCAGAAGCGGGAUAACCUCCUGAGGCGUUCGGAGGCUGACCUGCUGGAGGCCCGGGAGACUCUGAGGAGUCGGGCUGUGGAGGUGGAGCGGCAGGCGGCUGCAGCCAGGGGCCUGGAGGCUGACGUCCAGAGGGCCAGGAGGGAAGGACAGCAGAGAGAGGCAGAGUGUGGCUCUCUCAGGACCCAGCUGAUGACCCUCAUGGAGGAACUAAAGGAGGCCCAGGGACGCUGCAGGGACACAGCACAGGAGCUGGCUCGUCAGGAGGAGAAGGUGUUGCUGGUGGAGGGGGGGCAGCAUCGGGCACAGGAACACCUGGCAGAGCGGGUGGCAGAGGUGGUGAGGGCAGAGCAGGCCCAGAGAAAGCUACAGGCAGAGCUACGCACCUUAAAGGAGAGACUCUGCACCACAGAACAUGAGCUGCAGGGCUACAGGACCCAGGUGGAGAGUCUGAAGAAGGAGGCAGGGGAGAGCAGGCAGGCCCAGCUCAGUGCUCAGCAGGAGGCCAACACACACCAGCAGGGGGCUCAGCAGCUAGAGGCAGAGCUGACCAGCACCAAGGACACACUCAGGACUCUACAGCAGCAGCUGCAGGAGCAGGCUGAUGCCAGCCGGGCACUGCGGGCAGAGCUGUCCCAGGAGCAGGACAGGCAGCAGGAGCUGCAGGAGAGGAACCAGGGGGCCAGGGAGAGAGAGGCCCAGCUGGAGUCAGAGAGAAACCAGCUCAGAACCAAUCUGGAAGCAGCUCACAGCCAGCUGAAGGAGCGGGAGAGGACUGUGGGGUGCCUGCAGGACCGUGUGGUAGAGCUGCAGAGCACCACCCAGAGGCUGCAGGAGGAACAGACAGCCUGCCAGGCUCAGCUGCAGCAGUGCAGGAGGGAGCUGGAGAGCAGGGAGGGCCAGAGCCAGAGCCACAGCCAAGAGAUGAGUGUCCUUCAGGAGACAGUGUCCAGGCUGAGGGAGUGUGUAGAGGAGGCCCAGGCCAACAGCAGGCAGGGGACCAGGGACACAGCAGCAGCACAACACAGCCUCAGAGAGCUGAGACUGGAGCUGGCCUCCACCCAGGCUUCCCAUAGAGAGAGCAUGGAGCUGAUGGCUGAGCAGAGUGGUGAGGCUGCAGGUCUACGUAGUGAGCUGUCCCGCCUGCAGCAGAGGAGCUCCCAGCUGUCAGAGGAGAGAGGGGGCCAGGAGGAGAGGACCAGGCAGCUGGCUGCAGAGCUCCACAGACUACGCACUGCCAGCAGACAGUCACUGGACGAGACUCGGUCCUGUGAGGGCAGGUUGGCAGAGCUGAGUGCCCAGCUGGGGAGGUCUCAGCGCUGGGGCCAGGAGCAGCUGGUAGCCCUGGAGGUCCAGGAGGAGGAGGUGGUGCUGAUGAAAGUGGAGAUGGCUUCUCUCAGGGAGAACUACCAUGUCAAGGUGGCCCAGGUGGAUGCCUUACACUCACAGCUCCAUUCCAUGGAGCACAAGUACAGCACAGCAGCUAAUGAGGUGGAGGUGUUGCGCCAGUCUCUGGGUAACGCUCGUUCAGACAGUUCUCUUCUACACAGGGAGAGUGAGCUGGUGGUAACCAACGUCAACCAGUGGGUGAAGGAGCAGAAGCAAGGCAAUGAAAAACUGAACUUCAAGAUCAAAGACCAGAGCAAAAAGAUCAUCCAUCUCACUGCAGAGAAGGAUCACCUGCAGGAGAGUGUGGAGGGUCUGCAGGAGGAGAUGAAGAGGCUGAAGGCUGAGCUGGAUGAGAGCAGGAUUGAAGCCGAGAGGUUCAGGGCCUCUCAAGCCAGUAUGAGUGACCAGCGCCAGCGCAGUGCCCUGGCCAGACUUCCUGUCCAGCUGCUCCACACAGAAUCUGCUCUGACUGCGAGAGGAGCUUUGAGUGGUCAAGGAGACAACCUGUGGAGGAGGAAAACUCUGGCUGCCAAUCUGCAUCUGCGCUAGCCCCAGACGCAGCCUGUGCCUGCCUGGCAGGAAGGGGGGCCACGUUUGCUGCGGAGGUGGCCAGAAGAGUGGCCCUUAGGGCCCUGGAGCGCAGACCCCUGCCAUGUGGCCACCACCGUUGGAGCAGACCCGCUCUCUCAGCUGGAACGGGCCACGCCCUACACAUCUCAGGGAGGGACACUGGUGGGUGCUAGUAUGACCCAAUGAGAAGGGAAGUACAGGUAGUUAUUAUGACUCAAGAGAAUACAGCACACAAAUAUAUAUAUUUGAUUUGUAGUUUGAUAGAUAUGAAUACAUGAUUGUUUUAUAUUUAAGAUUAUUUAAUGAGAAUACUAAACUUGAAUAAUUUAAUUUCUUUGGUAUUUUCAGUAUAUCCUUUUUUCCCUAAAUCUUAUCUUUGUGGCACAAUAUGUUCCCUUUCCUGUGUUCUCGAUUACUUAUUGUGAUUUUGUGGCACUACUACCUUUGCCUUACAAUUUAUUGAGAAAUCGGCUCAGUACUUAGAUUGUAAUUUACAACUUUAUGUAUGAAUGUACAGAAAAUCUGUUGUGAAUAAGUAGACAAUCAUAAUGUAGAACUGGGCUGAAAGAGUAAUGGUAAGAGAUUACAAUCUUACCUGUACAGUAUCUGGGUUCUUCCACCAAUUCGGUGCCUUUUUAGAAGUGUAACUUGUGAUUUCACAAAAUGUUGACAUUCUGUCCUAAAGAGCACAUGUUCAACACGUUGCCAUCUCAAGAGGUUAAAUAAAAAAAUUACUAUAGUUAGUGCCUAUUAAGUACCGAAUAAAUUCUCUGGGUUGUUCAUAUCAGGGUUGACCGUAACAGGGUUGAUCGUAUCAGGGUUGACGAUCUCGUCUUAAAUCAGCCAUAAAUCCCCUCGUGACAGUGGGAAUGGAAGCUUGUUGUGUGCAACAGGGAGUGGCAAUUGAAUGCAAGCUUCAC